CAGAUUUGCUUGACAGAUUUUGAAGUUUACACUUUUAACAUUACACGCACACACUCUUUCUCUAGGGCCUAGGCUCUUCCCCUUUUGAACUGAAUGACUAUUCAUAUUUCUAAUUCUUCAUGCCCGUUCAGUUGCCUCUACUCCUAAAACAUCAAAGAGCCCAUCAUAUGAUCGGAGGUCUAUUCUUUCUCUCAACUGGAAGGGAAAAGGUUUUGAGUUUAGGUUCUACUAAAAAAGGCUCCAUUCAGAGGAACAUGAUAGUCUGCAAUUCUUGAUUGGGGAUUGGGAACAAGCGGUCCAAUUAUCACGGGAGAAGAAUUACAAAAUUCGUAAGGUUUGGUAUUUGACUAGAAGAAAGUGUUUUUUAGCAUGAAGCACCUAUUUCAUUCUAUUUGUCCUCACCACAAGGAAAUCAUUAAGCAUCCUCAUUUGAUAAAAUAAGAACAACAAUAACUCUCCCCUCCUCCACCUCAGUAAACAUGACACAGUUGGUCUCUUCUGUUGCGGAAAAAGUCAUUGAAAAGCUAGGAUCCAUUGCCUACCAAGAGAUUUGCUUGGCAUGGGGCAUUGAAAGCGAUCUGAAAAAUCUUGAGCUCACCAUGUCUGCCAUCCAAGCUAAGUUGUUGGAUGCCGAGGAGAGGCAAGCAAAAGAAAGUGGGCUUAGAGUUUGGCUGGGGCAACUCAAAGACGUCUUUUAUGAUGCAGUGGAUGUGCUGGAUGAAUUCGAGUGUGAAGCUCUACGGAAGCAAGUGGUGAAAACAUAUGGGAGCACUGGUAAAAAGGUACGCCGUUUCUUUUCGUGUUCUAAUCCACUUGCCUUCCGUUUUAAAAUGGGUCAUAGAAUGAAGGAGAUCAGAGAAAGGUUAGAAGAGAUAAAAAAGGUUAGUGAUCAAUUUAAUCUUCAGGAGAGGCAACUUGACGAUAAGCAUAUUGUCGUUAGGGAAACUCACUCCUUUGUCCCUGAUUCUGAUGUUAUCGGAAGGGAUAAAGACAAGCAAGAGAUAAUAGAUCUUCUGAUGCAACCGGGUGAUGAUGGUAAUGUUUCUGUGAUUCCAAUAGUUGGAUUGGGAGGUAUGGGCAAGACCACACUUGCCCAGUCAGUGUAUAAUGAUGAAAUGGUUAAAAGCAAUUUUCAUCAGAGAGUAUGGGUAUGCGUGUCAGAAGAUUUUGAUGUUAAAAGAUUGGUAAAAGAAAUCCUUAAGUCUGCAGGUGGUGAAAUUAGCGAGAACAUGAGCAUGGAUCAAGUGCAAGCUAGUUUACGAAAUGUUUUGAAUGGAAAAUCUUUUUUAAUUGUUUUGGAUGAUGUAUGGAAUGAGGAUCCCAGUGAAUGGAAUGACUUGAAAAUGUUGUUAAUAGAAGGUGCCAAAGGAAGUAAAAUUAUUGUCACUACACGUAGUCACAAAGUUGCGUCAGUGAUGACUCCUGGAUCCAUCCAUGAAUUGAAAGGUCUUCCUGAGCAAGAUUGUCUGUGCUUGUUCUUAAGAUGGGCAUUUGAAAAAGGAAAGGACAAACAAUAUCCAAAACUAGUAGAGAUUGGUAAAGAUAUUGUGGAAAAGUGUAGAGGUGUUCCUUUGGCUGUGAAGACUUUAGGGAGUUUACUUUAUUCUAAAAUUGAGGAGCGGGAUUGGAUCUCUAUAAGGGAUAAUGAGAUAUGGAAAUUGGAGCAAAAGGAAAAAGACAUUUUGCCGGCAUUAAGAUUGAGUUACAAUAAAUUGCCAUCGUACUUAAAAGAAUGUUUUGCUUAUUGCUCAUUGUAUCCAAAGGAUUUUGUAUAUAAUAAUCGGGAUUUAAUUCGGUGCUGGAUGGCAAAUGGGCUCCUCAAAAAGUCCAACGAAAGGACUGAGUUGGAAGAUAUUGGAGAACAAUAUAUAAAAGAGAUGUUAUCAAGAUCUUUCUUUCAAGAAGUUAAUCAUCGAUACAGACCUGAGUGGUCAUUUAAAAUGCAUGAUUUGUUACAUGAUCUUUCGUUAUAUGUUGCACAAAAUGAUUAUUGCUUAAUUGAAGACACUAAUAACACCAGCAAAUUUGAAAAGGCUAGACACGUUUCAAUUUUGGACCAUAAGUUGGGUGUUGAUGCAACAAUAACUUUUUUACACAAGUUGAGUAACAACGUGCAGACUAUUAAUUUCUCAUUUGAUGAUGAAUGGGGCCGAUUUAUUAAUUUCUCAUUUCAUGAUUCUAUUAAUAUUAAUGAAUCUUUGGUGAAAACAUGCAUCUCAAGGUUUAAGCACCUACGAUUGCUAAAUUUAAGAGAUUCAACGUUGGAAACGUUGUCAAGCUCAAUUAGUACUUUGAAGCAUUUGAGAUAUCUCAACUUACGUGGAAAUAGGAAAAUAAAGAAAUUGCCUGACUCCAUUUGCGAUCUACAAAAUUUGGAAACUUUGAUAUUACAGGAGUGUGAAGAUCUUGAAGAGUUGCCAAGGGAUAUAAGAAAGAUGGUUAGCCUCAGAUAUUUUGAGAUAACCACAAAACAAACGCGUUUACCCGCCAACGGAAUCGAGUGCAUGUCUUCUCUUCGACAUUUGUUCUUUUACAGAUGUCAUAGACUAGAGUGUUUUAAUGAAGGAAUCCAACGCCUCACCGCCCUUCGCUCCUUGAGCUUACGAUAUUGUGAAAGCCUGAUAUCUUUGCCGCAAGGUAUGAAACACCUAACCGCGUUGGAAUAUCUGUCUAUUUCAUAUUGUGAAAAUCUUAAUUUAAUGGAAAGGGAUCAUGACUACCCGACAAGUCUUCAAACACUCUAUAUUGGGGGAUUGCCACGAUUAGUGAGUUUGCCCCAAGGGCUUAAAGGAUCUGCCGACACUCUACAAUAUUUAUGUAUUUUUGAUUGUAAGAACUUGGGGGUAUUGCCAGAGUGGCUUCCCGAUCUCAGUUCUCUUCGAAAGCUUGUGGUUUUGAGUUGCCAAAAAUUAUCGUCUCUGCCAGAAGGGAUGGAUCGCCUCACUGCCCUCAGAGAAUUGACGAUUUAUAAUUGUCCUGAAUUGAGGAGAGAUUAUGAGCAGAGGUCGGUCGGCAAAGAUUGGGGCAAGAUGGUCAAAUUCACUUCUACGUAUGAUUGGUAGUAGAUGUUCUUGGAAGAUUGUUCUUUCAGAAAAGGAUGUUUCUUGUGCUUAAAAUUGCCACUGCUUAUCAAUUCAGCCAUAACAUGCAGCACAGAAAGUCCCAGCCUUCUCUUGUAUUGUAAAUAAUUUUAAUAAUAUUGUGGUGUGCAUUUAGUGUUUGUAAUGAUUAAUGGAGUGAUGUGUGUUUAUGUUUAUGAUUUCAAUUGUAAUUCAUGUAUUAUCUAAUUUGCACAAUGUUUUAGUAACUUGAGUCGUGUGUGUUAUUAAUUGUUUGUCUCUGCUUCUUGGUUAUUGGAAUUACUCCAAUGAAAUUAUUUGUUGUGCUUUAUCAUUUAAUUAAAAAAAAAAAAAUUGAAGUUUGAAAUUAUUUUCAUGUGAUGUAAAAUAACUAAUAGCAUUAGAGUAUUUGGUAAGCCAACAAUGUGAAAAUUUUAAUUUUAUGAAAGUGGAAUACUACCUAGAAGUUUGCUUUAUCCAUCAAUUGUUGGUUCCGAAUGUCAACCUGUUUUGAACUUUUGGUAUUUUAAACACCCAAAGUUGUCAUAUCUACUGAGUGGCCUUAAUGCCCAAAGAGGACUGAAGAUUGAAGAUUGUUCUAAAUCAAGAUGACAAUGCCAAGGAGAUAUUGUUUUGUCAGGUUUUCGUGGAAGAUUCUUCUAAGGAAAAGGGAUUCCUUUAGCUUAAAAUUUCUUUUCCAGGUCAUUUGUGGCUCUCUCAAAACUUGCUGUUGAUUUUGGUAGAGAAUCUAUGUUGUCAUUGCAAUGUUUUUUUAGCUCACAACAUGCACUUGUGAUAUCUACUAGCUCACCUGUGAUAUCUACUAGCUCAUGAAAACUUGCUAUAGCUCUGAGGUUUGGAGGAUUACCAAAGGUGAAUAUUUGACGAAGCAAAAAUUUCCUGCUUGCCACAUGUUUGGUGGUUAGUUUGGAGUCAUUACAACUUUGGUAAAAGGUUUCCUCUGCACUUUACAGGGUAGAAUCUAUGAACUUUAUGGGCGAGAGGCAUUUGGAAAAAAAACACUUAGCCCUUCACGUCAUCAAGGAAGUUCAAAUCAAAAGUUUUCAGAUCUUUUGCUCAAGAAUGCAGGACCAAGCCAUAUCUCAUCGUUUGAUGCUGCUUUGUCAAUUGUGAUGGAUAGGAGCUCCUACUAUCUUUUAGUUCUUGCAGUGAGGUUUUUCCAAAUACUCACUUUUUCUUCAUAAAUGUUAUCUAUUCGUUUAACAACUAUUAAGCUACAAUUAUUAAUACUUUGUACUUAGCAACAUGUAAUAGUGAAUAUUAAAACUGCUUGCAUCACCAUAACAGUGAUAGCAAUUUAGAAUUAGGCAUCUUAUGAAUAUAAAUGGCAGCAUGGAUAUUUUCUGGUGUUUUCUGUCAGUAAUGGAGAAUCUUGCUACCAGUUCACUCCAUAGAUGGUAAUGAUAGUUAAAUCCUACAAGAUCCAUUCGUUCUUUUUUCUCUGUCAAAUAGUCAGAACUUCAUCUGGGUUUGAAUCCUACUGAGAGGUCCACUAGAAUUUGAAAAAAUGAGUACUAAUGAACCUUGUGUGUAUACUAUACGCACAAAUUUAUAAGACCACACUUAAUGAUUGGCAUGUUCGGAUUUUCCAUUUUCUUUUGCUUUUUAAAAAAAAAAAAAAAAAUUCAUUUUUUCCCUUUUUUGGUUGUACACUAGAUUUGAUAUGGCAAUUGUUGCCUUGGAGUGCUUACGGUUUUGAGUCCAGAAUAUCCUGCACUUUAAAUGUUUGUGGAGUGUGUUGUUCAAAUUUCUUUAACACAUUGACUAGAAUUGCAACUAUAGAGUUGUCAGUAUCAUCAUCAUUUUCUGUCAUUUAAAGAAAAUUUACCCGACAACUAUAGGUGGCCAAAUCUCCGUAUGUUAACCUAUAUUGAUUGGGUUUGCAGUUUGUUUCAUCAUUGGAGCCUAUAUUAUUACAACUUACUCAAUGUAAACAAGAAAAGAGUGUUAGAGUUAUUUGCACUCUGUUAUUAUCUUUCUCAAUAUUCUUAUGCUUUAAUACCAUCCUGUAUGUUUGGAUUUUUUAGGUAGCUGCCCUUCUCCUCCAAUGUGAACUUGCAUCAUUUGAUAGGUGGCACCUUCCAAGAUUUACAAUCAUGUAUAAUAACACAAGAACUUACAAGAAUUCAUUCCUCAUUCUACCAAUCUCAUUCAUAAAUUUUCUUCACCAGGUUGAAGACAAUAUAUCUAGUCAUUUUUAACCUCCUUGUUUAUGUGUUAUAAGCUGUACCUUAUCAGUUGUAGCAUGGAAGAAAUCCAUUUACCUGCCCAUAUUACCUUUUAUUUCCAGGUCCAAUCAAGUCCAAAAUCAUGGCAACGUUUUGGACAUAUGGAUGAGGUCACCUGUGGUGGGAAUGCAAUGUAAUUCUAUGCAGUUUUAU
This is a messenger RNA of Quercus robur (English oak), 5461 nucleotides long. Its product is annotated as putative disease resistance protein RGA4. Bases 480 to 3062 code for a protein of 860 amino acids. The transcript has 9 exons. The record is from RefSeq and is a predicted model, not a curated record. Gene Ontology annotation, molecular function: ADP binding; protein binding. NCBI's taxonomy places the organism in Eukaryota, Viridiplantae, Streptophyta, Magnoliopsida, Fagales, Fagaceae. Gene Ontology annotation, biological process: defense response to other organism.